AUGUCGGAGCCCGGGGGCGGCGGCGGCGAGGAUGGCUCGGCCGGCCUGGAGGUGUCGGCGGUGCAGAACGUGGCGGACGUGGCCGUGCUGCAGAAACACCUGCGCAAGCUAGUGCCGCUGCUGCUGGAAGAUGGCGGCGAGGCCCCGGCCGCGCUGGAGGCGGCCCUGGAGGAGAAGAGCGCCCUCGAGCAGAUGCGCAAGUUCCUCUCGGACCCGCAGGUCCACACCGUCCUGGUGGAGAGGUCCACGCUCAAAGAGGAUGUUGGUGAUGAAGGUGAAGAAGAAAAAGAAUUUAUUUCCUAUAAUAUCAACAUUGACAUUCAUUAUGGACUUAAAUCCAAUAGCCUUGCAUUCAUUAAACGUACUCCAGUGAUUGAUGCCGACAAACCAGUAUCUUCUCAGCUUCGAGUUUUGACACUGAGUGAAGAUUCUCCGUAUGAGACAUUACAUUCUUUCAUUAGCAAUGCAGUGGCUCCAUUUUUUAAGUCCUACAUCAGAGAAUCUGGCAAGGCAGAUAGGGAUGGUGACAAAAUGGCUCCUUCAGUUGAGAAAAAGAUUGCAGAACUUGAGAUGGGGCUUCUUCAUUUGCAGCAGAAUAUUGAAAUUCCAGAAAUCAGCUUACCAAUUCAUCCAAUUAUUACAAAUGUUGCAAAACAGUGUUAUGAACGUGGAGAAAAGCCAAAGGUUACAGACUUUGGGGAUAAGGUUGAAGAUCCAACUUUUCUAAAUCAACUGCAGUCUGGAGUCAACCGUUGGAUACGAGAAAUUCAGAAAGUGACCAAACUAGACCGAGAUCCAGCAUCAGGAACUGCCUUACAGGAAAUAAGUUUUUGGUUAAACUUGGAACGUGCUUUGUACCGUAUUCAGGAAAAGCGCGAAAGCCCGGAGGUUCUUUUAACUCUGGAUAUUUUGAAGCAUGGCAAACGUUUUCAUGCAACAGUCAGCUUUGACACGGAUACAGGUCUGAAACAGGCUUUGGAAACUGUAAAUGACUAUAACCCUCUGAUGAAAGAUUUCCCUCUGAAUGAUUUGCUAUCUGCUACUGAACUUGACAAAAUAAGGCAGGCCCUGGUUGCAAUUUUUACCCACUUGAGAAAAAUCAGAAAUACUAAAUACCCUAUUCAGAGGGCCUUGCGUCUGGUGGAGGCCAUUUCAAGAGAUCUGAGUUCUCAGCUACUCAAAGUGCUGGGGACAAGAAAACUCAUGCAUGUGGCAUAUGAAGAAUUUGAAAAGGUCAUGGUUGCAUGCUUUGAAGUUUUCCAGACGUGGGAUGAUGAGUAUGAGAAAUUGCAGGUGCUUUUGAGAGACAUUGUCAAGAGAAAGAGAGAAGAAAACCUGAAGAUGGUCUGGAGGAUCAACCCCGCACACAGAAAACUUCAGGCCCGCCUUGACCAAAUGAGGAAGUUCAGGCGCCAGCAUGAGCAGCUGAGAGCUGUCAUCGUCCGCGUGCUCAGGCCACAAGUCACUGCUGUUGCCCAGCAGAGUCAAGGAGAUGUGCCCGAACCCCCAGAUAUGAAAGUAGCUGAAGUACUUUUUGAUGCUGCUGAUGCCAAUGCUAUUGAAGAAGUGAACCUCGCGUAUGAGAAUGUCAAGGAAGUGGAUGGGUUAGAUGUUUCUAAGGAAGGUACAGAAGCUUGGGAGGCAGCAAUGAAGAGAUAUGAUGAGAGAAUUGACAGGGUAGAAACCCGAAUCACUGCUCGCCUUCGGGAUCAACUUGGUACAGCCAAGAAUGCGAAUGAAAUGUUCAGAAUCUUCUCCAGGUUCAAUGCCCUGUUUGUCAGGCCUCACAUUCGUGGUGCCAUUCGUGAAUAUCAAACACAGCUAAUCCAGCGUGUGAAAGAUGACAUUGAAUCUCUUCAUGACAAAUUCAAGGUUCAGUACCCUCAAAGUCAAGCCUGCAAGAUGAGUCAUGUUCGUGAUUUGCCUCCCGUGUCUGGGUCCAUUAUCUGGGCUAAACAGAUCGAUAGACAGCUUACUGCCUACAUGAAACGGGUUGAAGAUGUCCUGGGCAAAGGUUGGGAGAACCAUGUUGAAGGUCAGAAGCUCAAGCAGGAUGGAGACAGUUUCCGCAUGAAGCUCAACACUCAGGAAAUAUUUGAUGAUUGGGCAAGGAAGGUGCAACAGCGUAACCUUGGCGUUUCUGGUCGUAUUUUCACCAUUGAAAGCACUCGGGUUAGAGGCCGGAGUGGAAAUGUUCUUAAACUCAAAGUUAACUUCCUUCCUGAGAUCAUUACACUUUCAAAAGAAGUUCGGAAUCUCAAGUGGCUUGGUUUCCGAGUUCCAUUGGCAAUUGUGAACAAGGCUCAUCAGGCAAACCAGCUUUAUCCAUUUGCUAUCUCUCUGAUCGAAAGUGUCCGAACAUAUGAGCGGACAUGUGAAAAAGUGGAAGAACGCAAUACCAUCUCCCUUUUGGUGGCUGGUCUAAAGAAAGAGGUGCAAGCACUGAUUGGAGAAGGCAUCGCCCUUGUGUGGGAAUCGUACAAACUUGACCCAUAUGUUCAGCGGCUGGCAGAGACCGUCUUCAACUUUCAAGAAAAGGUGGAUGAUCUGCUUAUUAUUGAGGAAAAAAUUGACCUUGAAGUUCGUUCCUUAGAAACUUGUAUGUAUGAUCACAAGACUUUCUCUGAGAUCUUGAAUAGAGUCCAGAAAGCUGUGGAUGACUUGAAUCUUCAUUCCUAUUCCAAUUUACCCAUUUGGGUCAACAAACUUGAUAUGGAGAUUGAAAGAAUACUAGGUGUUCGUUUGCAAGCUGGUCUCAGGGCUUGGACCCAAGUUCUUCUUGGACAGGCUGAUGAUAAAGCUGAAGUUGACAUGGAUACAGAUGCUCCUCAAGUUAGUCACAAACCGGGUGGCGAGCCAAAGAUUAAAAAUGUUGUUCAUGAAUUAAGAAUAACCAAUCAAGUGAUUUAUUUGAAUCCACCAAUUGAAGAAUGCAGAUAUAAGCUCUAUCAAGAAAUGUUUUCCUGGAAGACAAUAAUACUUUCACUUCCUAGAAUUCAGAGUCAGAGGUAUCAGGUGGGCGUACAUUAUGAACUGUCUGAAGAAGAAAAGUUCUACAGGAAUGCUUUAACACGGAUGCCUGAUGGCCCUGUCGCCCUCGAAGAGGCUUAUUCUGCAGUUGUGGGCAUUGUGACUGAAGUUGAGCAGUAUGUCAAGGUUUGGCUUCAGUAUCAGUGUUUAUGGGAUAUGCAGGCUGAGAACAUCUACAAUAGACUUGGAGAAGAUCUGAAUAAAUGGCAAGCUCUCUUGGUUCAAAUCAGGAAAGCCAGAGGAACUUUUGACAAUGCUGAAACUAAGAAAGAGUUUGGACCAGUAGUUAUAGAUUAUGGCAAAGUACAAUCUAAGGUGAAUUUGAAGUAUGAUUCUUGGCACAAAGAGGUCCUCAGUAAGUUUGGACAAAUGCUGGGGACUAACAUGUCAGAAUUCCAUUCACAGAUCUCAAAGUCUCGACAAGAAUUAGAACAGCAUUCUGUGGAUACAGCUAGCACAUCUGACGCUGUGACGUUUAUAACAUAUGUACAGUCUUUAAAACGGAAGAUCAAGCAGUUUGAGAAACAAGUUGAGCUUUACCGUAAUGGCCAGCGCUUGCUUGAGAAGCAGAGGUUCCAGUUUCCUCCAUCUUGGUUAUACAUUGAUAAUAUCGAAGGAGAGUGGGGAGCAUUCAAUGAUAUCAUGCGUCGCAAAGACUCUGCCAUUCAGCAGCAAGUAGCGAACCUCCAGAUGAAGAUUGUCCAAGAGGACAGGGCAGUGGAGAGCCGAACAACAGAUUUAUUGACAGAUUGGGAGAAAACGAAACCUGUUACUGGCAACCUUCGUCCAGAGGAGGCUCUCCAGGCACUUACGAUCUACGAAGGGAAGUUUGGGAGGCUGAAGGAUGACCGUGAGAAAUGCGCCAAGGCCAAAGAAGCUUUGGAGCUCACAGACACAGGCCUGCUCAGUGGCAGCGAAGAACGUGUACAGGUAGCUUUGGAAGAGUUACAGGACCUCAAAGGUGUUUGGUCUGAACUUUCUAAAGUCUGGGAGCAAAUUGACCAAAUGAAGGAGCAACCGUGGGUUUCAGUACAACCUCGAAAGCUUCGACAAAAUUUAGAUGCUCUUCUGAACCAGCUCAAAAAUUUCCCUGCCCGUUUACGUCAGUAUGCUUCCUAUGAAUUUGUCCAGAGGCUUCUGAAGGGCUACAUGAAGAUCAACAUGUUGGUGAUUGAACUGAAAUCAGAGGCACUUAAAGAUCGGCAUUGGAAGCAAUUGAUGAAGAGACUUCAUGUUAAUUGGGUUGUUUCUGAGUUAACCCUUGGCCAGAUCUGGGAUGUUGACCUGCAGAAAAAUGAAGCAGUUGUCAAAGAUGUCCUCCUUGUAGCACAAGGGGAAAUGGCUUUGGAAGAAUUUUUGAAACAGAUUAGAGAAGUAUGGAAUACCUAUGAAUUAGAUUUGGUCAACUACCAGAACAAGUGUCGCCUGAUUCGUGGGUGGGAUGACCUCUUCAAUAAGGUCAAAGAACACAUCAACAGUGUCUCUGCCAUGAAGUUAUCUCCGUAUUACAAGGUUUUUGAAGAGGAUGCUUUGAGCUGGGAAGACAAGCUCAAUCGGAUUAUGGCUCUCUUUGAUGUGUGGAUUGAUGUUCAGAGACGAUGGGUUUACCUUGAAGGCAUCUUUACAGGCAGUGCUGAUAUUAAGCACCUUCUGCCAGUGGAAACCCAAAGGUUCCAAAGCAUCAGUACAGAGUUUUUGGCGCUAAUGAAAAAGGUAUCAAAAUCCCCCCUUGUUAUGGAUGUUCUGAAUAUCCAGGGUGUGCAAAGGUCUUUGGAGAGGCUGGCAGACUUGCUUGGAAAGAUCCAGAAAGCAUUAGGAGAAUACCUGGAAAGAGAGAGAUCAUCCUUCCCAAGGUUUUACUUUGUUGGGGAUGAAGAUUUGCUUGAGAUAAUUGGAAACAGCAAGAAUGUGGCAAAAUUGCAGAAACACUUCAAAAAAAUGUUUGCUGGGGUUUCCAGCAUCAUUUUAAAUGAAGAUAACUCCAUCGUCUUGGGAAUUUCGUCACGUGAAGGAGAAGAGGUCAUGUUCAAAACUCCUGUGUCAAUCACAGAACAUCCCAAAAUCAAUGAAUGGCUCACACUGGUGGAAAAAGAAAUGAGAGUCACCCUAGCUAAACUUCUUGCGGAGUCUGUUACAGAAGUAGAAAUCUUUGGCAAGGCAACUUCAAUUGAUCCUAACACCUAUAUCACUUGGAUUGACAAGUACCAGGCCCAGCUUGUUGUUUUGUCAGCCCAGAUAGCCUGGUCUGAAAAUGUAGAAUCUGCACUGACCACCAUUGGAGGCGAGGGCGGUGAGUCAACAGCUCCUUUGCAGUCGGUGCUGAGCAAUGUUGAGGUCACCUUGAAUGUUCUAGCAGACUCAGUGCUAAUGGAACAGCCCCCAUUACGCAGAAGGAAAUUGGAACAUUUGAUUACAGAGUUAGUUCAUCAGAGAGAUGUUACAAGAUCCCUACUUAAAAGCAAGAUUGACAACUCUAAAUCCUUUGAAUGGCUUAGCCAGAUGAGAUUCUACUUUGAUCCUAAGCAGACUGAUGUGUUGCAACAGCUGUCUAUUCAAAUGGCUAAUGCCAAGUUUAACUAUGGUUUUGAGUACCUUGGUGUUCAAGAUAAAUUGGUCCAAACUCCACUUACUGACCGCUGCUAUUUGACAAUGACACAAGCCUUGGAGGCAAGACUUGGAGGAUCUCCAUUUGGUCCUGCUGGCACUGGCAAAACGGAAUCUGUCAAAGCUCUUGGACACCAGCUCGGGCGAUUUGUUCUUGUUUUUAACUGUGAUGAAACAUUUGAUUUCCAGGCAAUGGGGCGUAUCUUUGUGGGACUUUGCCAAGUGGGUGCUUGGGGCUGCUUUGAUGAGUUCAACAGACUAGAGGAGCGCAUGCUCUCGGCUGUGUCCCAGCAGGUUCAGUGCAUUCAGGAGGCCCUGCGAGAACAUUCGAAUCCAAACUAUGAUAAGACUUCUGCACCCAUUACUUGUGAAUUGUUGAACAAACAAGUCAAAGUGAGCCCUGAUAUGGCUAUCUUCAUCACCAUGAAUCCUGGCUACGCGGGCAGAUCAAAUCUUCCAGACAAUUUAAAGAAGUUAUUCCGAAGCUUGGCAAUGACGAAGCCAGAUCGCCAAUUGAUCGCCCAGGUCAUGUUGUAUUCCCAAGGCUUUCGCACUGCUGAAGUACUUGCCAACAAGAUUGUACCAUUCUUUAAACUAUGUGAUGAACAGCUUUCCUCUCAAAGUCAUUAUGAUUUUGGUCUUCGAGCUUUAAAGAGUGUUUUGGUAAGUGCAGGUAAUGUGAAGAGGGAGAGAAUUCAGAAGAUCAAAAGAGAAAAGGAAGAACGUGGUGAAGUAGUUGAUGAAGGGGAAAUUGCUGAAAAUCUACCAGAGCAAGAGAUUCUAAUUCAGAGUGUCUGUGAAACAAUGGUACCAAAGCUUGUAGCAGAAGAUAUUCCUUUGCUCUUCAGUCUUCUCUCUGACGUAUUUCCUGGGGUCCAGUAUCAUCGUGGUGAGAUGACAGCACUACGAGAAGAGCUCAAGAAAGUUUGUCAGGAAAUGUACUUGACCUAUGGUGAUGGAGAAGAAGUUGGUGGAAUGUGGGUUGAAAAGGUUCUUCAGCUCUAUCAGAUUACCCAAAUAAAUCAUGGUUUGAUGAUGGUAGGGCCUUCAGGAAGUGGAAAGAGUAUGGCGUGGAGGGUUCUCCUGAAAGCACUGGAAAGAUUAGAAGGUGUGGAAGGGGUAGCACACAUCAUUGAUCCCAAAGCAAUUAGCAAGGAUCAUCUUUAUGGUACCCUGGAUCCAAAUACUCGAGAAUGGACAGACGGGUUGUUCACACAUGUUCUCAGAAAAAUCAUCGAUAAUGUAAGAGGUGAGCUGCAGAAACGCCAGUGGAUCAUCUUUGACGGAGAUGUUGAUCCUGAGUGGGUUGAGAACUUGAACUCUGUACUAGAUGACAAUAAACUACUGACUUUGCCAAAUGGAGAGCGCCUCAGUCUUCCACCCAAUGUUAGAAUUAUGUUUGAAGUACAAGAUUUGAAAUAUGCAACACUGGCCACAGUAUCAAGAUGCGGAAUGGUCUGGUUUAGUGAAGAUGUUCUGAGUACUGACAUGAUAUUCAAUAACUUUCUGGCCAGACUGCGAAGCAUCCCCUUGGAUGAAGGUGAAGAUGAAGCCCAGCGUAGACGGAAGGGAAAAGAGGAUGAAGGUGAAGAAGCUGCUUCACCAAUGUUGCAGAUCCAGAGAGAUGCAGCAACAAUCAUGCAGCCAUACUUCACAUCUAAUGGAUUGGUCACUAAGGCACUUGAGCAUGCUUUCAAGUUGGAACACAUCAUGGACCUCACUCGGUUACGAUGUCUUGGCUCCCUUUUCUCCAUGUUGCAUCAGGCUUGCCGAAAUGUUGCCCAGUACAAUGCAAACCAUCCUGACUUUCCCAUGCAAAUAGAUCAACUAGAACGUUAUAUUCAGAGAUACUUGGUUUAUGCCAUAUUAUGGUCUUUAUCUGGAGAUAGUCGUCUGAAAAUGAGAGCUGAGCUGGGUGAAUAUAUCAGAAGAAUUACUACCGUGCCAUUGCCCACUGCACCUAAUAUACCCAUAAUUGAUUAUGAAGUUUCUAUUACUGGCGAAUGGGCACCAUGGCAGUCCAAGGUUCCUCAGAUUGAAGUAGAGACACACAAAGUUGCUGCUCCUGAUGUUGUUGUACCAACCUUAGACACAGUCCGUCACGAAGCACUCUUGUAUACCUGGCUAGCAGAGCAUAAGCCUUUAGUCCUGUGUGGGCCACCAGGUUCUGGAAAGACUAUGACUCUUUUUAGUGCUCUCAGGGCUUUGCCUGAUAUGGAGGUUGUUGGGCUUAACUUCUCAAGUGCUACUACUCCAGAGCUCCUUCUAAAGACCUUUGAUCACUACUGUGAGUACAGGCGUACACCAAACGGAGUGGUGUUGGCCCCAGUUCAGCUUGGAAAGUGGUUGGUUUUGUUUUGUGAUGAAAUCAACUUGCCAGAUAUGGAUAAAUAUGGAACACAGAGGGUCAUAUCAUUUAUCAGACAGAUGGUAGAACAUGGAGGAUUCUACCGAACAUCUGAUCAAACAUGGGUGAAACUGGAGAGAAUUCAGUUUGUUGGAGCUUGUAAUCCACCUACUGAUCCUGGAAGAAAGCCUCUUUCACACAGAUUUUUACGCCAUGUACCAGUAGUGUAUGUGGAUUAUCCAGGACCUGCAUCACUAACUCAGAUAUAUGGCACAUUUAACCGAGCAAUGCUGAGACUCAUUCCAUCUCUUCGAACAUAUGCAGAACCUCUUACAGCUGCAAUGGUUGAGUUCUAUACAAUGUCUCAGGAGAGAUUUACUCAGGACACUCAGCCUCAUUACAUCUAUUCACCCCGUGAAAUGACCCGAUGGGUAAGGGGUAUCUUUGAAGCCUUAAGACCUUUGGAGACUUUACCUGUGGAAGGACUUAUUCGAAUUUGGGCACAUGAAGCUCUCCGUCUCUUCCAAGACAGACUCGUGGAAGAUGAGGAGAGACGUUGGACUGAUGAGAAUAUUGAUAUGGUAGCUCUAAAGCACUUCCCUAACAUUGACAAAGAAAAAGCCAUGAGCAGGCCCAUCUUAUAUAGCAACUGGUUGUCAAAGGAUUACAUCCCAGUGGAUCAAGAAGAGUUGAGAGAUUAUGUCAAAGCUCGGCUGAAAGUAUUCUAUGAAGAAGAACUUGAUGUGCCUCUGGUGCUGUUUAAUGAAGUUUUAGAUCACGUCCUGAGGAUUGACCGAAUUUUCCGUCAGCCUCAAGGUCAUUUGCUGCUUAUUGGAGUUAGUGGAGCAGGAAAGACUACUCUUUCCAGAUUUGUUGCUUGGAUGAAUGGUUUAAGCGUCUAUCAGAUUAAGGUCCACAGAAAGUAUACUGGUGAAGAUUUUGAUGAAGAUCUCAGGACUGUGUUGAGACGUUCUGGCUGUAAAAAUGAGAAGAUAGCAUUCAUCAUGGAUGAGUCCAAUGUACUGGAUUCUGGGUUCCUGGAGCGAAUGAACACCCUCCUUGCCAACGGAGAGGUUCCUGGUCUCUUUGAAGGAGAUGAGUAUGCUACCCUUAUGACCCAAUGUAAAGAGGGCGCACAGAAAGAAGGUUUAAUGCUGGAUUCACAUGAAGAAUUGUAUAAAUGGUUCACUAGCCAAGUUAUCCGCAAUCUCCAUGUUGUGUUUACCAUGAAUCCAUCUUCUGAGGGACUGAAGGACAGAGCAGCUACUUCACCUGCUCUUUUCAAUAGGUGUGUGCUCAACUGGUUUGGGGACUGGUCCACUGAAGCCCUCUAUCAAGUCGGCAAAGAAUUCACUAGUAAAAUGGACCUUGAGAAGCCAAAUUAUGUCGUGCCAGAUUAUAUGCCAGUUGUUUAUGACAAGCUACCGCAGCCGCCGUCCCAUCGGGAAGCCAUCGUGAAUAGCUGUGUGUUUGUUCAUCAGACUCUUCACCAGGCUAAUGCUCGUUUAGCAAAACGAGGAGGCAGAACUAUGGCAAUCACACCUCGUCAUUAUUUAGACUUCAUCAACCAUUAUGCUAAUCUGUUCAAUGAAAAACGCAGUGAAUUGGAAGAACAGCAAAUGCACUUGAAUGUUGGCCUUAGAAAAAUCAAAGAAACAGUUGACCAGGUGGAGGAGCUGCGUCGGGACUUGAGGAUAAAAAGCCAGGAGCUGGAAGUCAAGAAUGCUGCUGCUAAUGACAAGCUAAAGAAGAUGGUGAAAGAUCAGCAGGAGGCAGAAAAGAAAAAGGUUAUGAGCCAAGAAAUUCAGGAACAGCUGCACAAGCAGCAGGAAGUGAUCGCUGACAAGCAGAUGAGCGUAAAGGAAGACCUUGAUAAAGUGGAGCCUGCCGUCAUUGAAGCACAGAACGCUGUAAAAUCAAUAAAGAAGCAACACCUGGUAGAGGUCCGCUCUAUGGCAAACCCCCCUGCAGCGGUGAAGCUGGCCCUAGAGUCCAUCUGUCUGCUGUUGGGUGAAAGCACCACUGACUGGAAACAGAUACGUUCCAUCAUUAUGAGGGAAAACUUCAUACCAACUAUUGUAAACUUUUCUGCUGAGGAGAUCAGCGAUGCCAUAAGGGAAAAGAUGAAGAAGAAUUACAUGUCAAAUCCAAGUUACAAUUACGAAAUUGUAAACAGAGCAUCCUUGGCUUGUGGUCCCAUGGUUAAAUGGGCAAUUGCACAGCUUAACUAUGCAGACAUGCUAAAGCGAGUAGAGCCCUUGCGGAAUGAGUUGCAGAAACUAGAAGAUGAUGCCAAAGACAACCAGCAGAAAGCUAACGAGGUGGAACAGAUGAUACGGGACCUGGAAGCUAGCAUUGCUCGGUACAAGGAGGAGUAUGCUGUGCUGAUCUCAGAGGCCCAGGCAAUUAAAGCGGACCUCGCUGCUGUGGAAGCAAAAGUCAACCGAAGUACGGCUCUCCUCAAGAGCUUGUCUGCUGAGCGUGAACGCUGGGAGAAAACGAGUGAAACCUUCAAGAACCAGAUGUCUACAAUCGCAGGAGACUGUCUGUUGUCCGCUGCCUUCAUUGCAUAUGCUGGCUAUUUUGACCAACAGAUGCGCCAAAACUUAUUUACUACUUGGUCCCAUCACUUACAGCAAGCGAAUAUACAGUUCCGUACAGAUAUUGCAAGGACAGAAUAUCUUUCAAAUGCUGAUGAGCGGCUUCGCUGGCAAGCAAGUUCAUUACCUGCAGAUGAUUUGUGCACUGAAAAUGCAAUCAUGCUUAAACGGUUUAAUAGAUAUCCAUUGAUCAUUGAUCCUUCUGGACAAGCCACAGAAUUCAUUAUGAAUGAAUAUAAAGAUCGGAAAAUUACUCGAACAAGCUUUUUGGAUGAUGCUUUCAGAAAGAAUUUAGAAAGUGCACUGAGAUUUGGUAACCCCCUUCUUGUCCAGGAUGUGGAGAGCUAUGACCCAGUUUUGAAUCCGGUGCUGAAUCGUGAAGUCCGGAGAACAGGUGGAAGAGUACUGAUUACCCUUGGCGAUCAGGAUAUAGACUUGUCUCCAUCAUUUGUCAUCUUCCUGUCUACCAGAGACCCAACAGUUGAAUUCCCGCCAGAUCUCUGUUCUCGUGUGACAUUUGUGAACUUCACAGUAACCCGAAGCAGUUUACAAAGCCAGUGUCUGAAUGAGGUUCUUAAAGCAGAGAGACCUGAUGUGGAUGAAAAACGUUCUGAUCUCCUUAAACUUCAAGGUGAAUUCCAGUUGCGUCUACGCCAGUUAGAAAAGUCUCUGCUACAAGCUCUUAAUGAGGUUAAGGGACGUAUUUUAGACGAUGACACCAUCAUUACUACCUUGGAGAAUCUGAAAAAGGAAGCAGCAGAGGUCACUCGAAAAGUAGAAGAAACUGACAUCGUCAUGCAGGAAGUUGAAACUGUUUCCCAGCAAUAUCUACCACUUUCUACUGCCUGUAGCAGUAUUUACUUUACCAUGGAGUCAUUGAAACAGAUACACUUCUUGUAUCAAUAUUCCCUUCAGUUUUUCCUGGAUAUUUAUCACAAUGUCUUAUAUGAGAAUCCAAACUUAAAGAGCAUUACUGAUCACACCCAGCGACUCUCAAUCAUUACCAAGGAUCUCUUCCAGGUGGCUUUUAACAGAGUGGCCAGAGGCAUGCUACAUCAAGACCACAUCACCUUUGCAAUGCUUUUAGCAAGAAUUAAACUGAAGGGCACUAUUGGGGAGCCUACCUAUGAUGCUGAAUUCCAGCACUUCUUGAGAGGGAAAGAAAUCGUACUUAGCACUGGUGUUGUUCCCAAAAUUAAUGGAUUGACUGUAGAACAGACAGAAGCAAUGAUGAGACUGAGCUACCUUCCUGCAUUUAAAGAUCUAGUUGCAAAAGUUCAAGCCGAUGAGCAAUUCUGCAUUUGGUUAGACAGCAGCUCCCCAGAGCAGACUGUGCCCUACCUCUGGAGUGAAGAAAAGCCUGCAACCCCCAUUGGUCAGGCCAUUCACCGCCUGCUGCUGAUCCAGGCUUUCCGCCCUGAUCGACUUCUAGCCAUGGCUCAUAUGUUUGUUUCCACAAAUCUCGGUGAAUCUUUCAUGUCCAUUAUGGAGCAGCCAUUAGAUCUGACACACAUUGUGGAUACUGAGGUGAAGCCAAACACUCCUGUCCUGAUGUGUUCUGUGCCUGGUUAUGAUGCCAGUGGACACGUGGAAGAUCUUGCAGCCGAACAGAACACACAGAUUACAUCCAUUGCAAUCGGCUCUGCUGAAGGCUUUAAUCAAGCAGAUAAAGCAAUCAACACAGCAGUCAAGUCUGGCAGGUGGGUGAUGCUGAAAAAUGUCCAUCUGGCCCCAGGAUGGCUGAUGCAGCUGGAGAAGAAGCUUCAUUCUCUGCAGCCCCAUGCCUGUUUCAGACUCUUCCUCACAAUGGAGAUCAAUCCUAAGGUGCCUGUGAACUUGCUUCGUGCUGGACGCAUCUUUGUGUUUGAGCCUCCUCCCGGUGUAAAAGCCAACAUGCUGAGGACCUUCAGCAGUAUUCCUGUGUCAAGAAUAUGCAAGUCUCCCAAUGAGCGUGCCCGCUUGUAUUUCCUUCUGGCCUGGUUCCAUGCAAUCAUCCAAGAGCGCUUGAGAUACGCACCCCUGGGCUGGUCAAAGAAGUAUGAGUUUGGAGAAUCUGAUUUACGCUCUGCCUGUGAUACAGUAGACACGUGGCUUGAUGAUACGGCAAAGGGACGACAGAACAUUUCUCCUGAUAAGAUCCCCUGGUCAGCUCUGAAGACACUGAUGGCCCAGUCCAUUUAUGGAGGACGUGUUGAUAAUGAAUUUGACCAACGUUUGCUGAAUACUUUCCUGGAGCGUUUAUUUACAACUAAAAGCUUUGACAGUGAAUUUAAACUGGCCUGCAAGGUUGAUGGGCACAAAGACAUUCAAAUGCCAGACGGCAUCAGACGAGAAGAAUUCGUGCAGUGGGUUGAACUGCUUCCGGAUACCCAGACACCUUCGUGGCUUGGCUUACCAAAUAAUGCCGAGAAAGUCCUUCUCACCACCCAGGGCAUUGACAUGAUCAGUAAAAUGCUGAAGAUGCAGAUGUUGGAGGAUGAAGAUGACCUAGCUUAUGCAGAAACAGAGAAGAAGACUCGCACAGAUUCCACCUCUGAUGGCCGCCCAGCUUGGAUGAGAACUCUCCAUACCACUGCGUCCAACUGGCUGCAUCUCAUACCGUUGACUCUGAAUCACCUGAAACGAACUGUAGAAAACAUUAAGGACCCUCUAUUCAGAUUCUUUGAGAGAGAAGUGAAAAUGGGAGCCAAGUUACUCCAAGAUGUCCGCCAGGAUCUUGCUGAUGUGGUUCAGGUGUGUGAAGGAAAAAAGAAGCAAACCAACUAUCUCCGGACACUUAUAAAUGAACUGGUGAAAGGUAUCUUGCCCCGGAGCUGGUCCCACUACACGGUGCCUGCCGGCAUGACGGUUAUUCAGUGGGUUUCAGAUUUCAGUGAACGAAUUAAACAGCUUCAGAAUAUUUCCCUGGCAGCGGCCUCUGGUGGGGCAAAAGAACUGAAGAAUAUCCACGUGUGCCUUGGUGGCCUGUUUGUUCCAGAGGCUUAUAUUACAGCCACCAGACAAUAUGUGGCCCAAGCAAAUAGCUGGUCCCUGGAGGAGCUUUGCCUGGAAGUCAAUGUCACCACUGCCCAGAAUGCUGUGUUGGAUGCCUGCAGCUUUGGAGUCACAGGUUUGAAGCUUCAGGGAGCCACAUGCAACAAUAACAAAUUGUCUCUCUCCAAUGCAAUUUCAACCAUACUACCUAUAACCCAGCUUCGUUGGAUCAAACAGACAAAUGCAGAGAAAAAAGCUAAUGUGGUCACCUUACCUGUCUAUCUGAACUUCACCCGGGCAGAUCUCAUCUUUACUGUAGACUUUGAAAUUGCUACCAAGGAAGACCCUCGGAGCUUCUAUGAGCGCGGUGUGGCAGUCCUAUGCACGGAGUGAUCUCCUGCCGGUCUUCACUCUCGAUUCGUGCCCUCAUGGCACCUAAAAUACUGUUUUUCAUGCUUAAGUUGUGUUCAGAGGGUUAUGGAUUGUAUGAAAAGGGAUUUGUGUAAGUGGGUAAAUGGGAGAUUGGAGGCAUAGAAGUGACAGUGAGAAGGCACAAGGAAACAGUGGUUUGAGAUACAGUUUUUAUAUUGUGAAAUAAAAUUUUCAAGCAUGA
Molecule: messenger RNA, 14167 nt
Organism: Vombatus ursinus (common wombat)
Lineage: Eukaryota; Metazoa; Chordata; Mammalia; Diprotodontia; Vombatidae
Gene: DYNC1H1
Product: dynein cytoplasmic 1 heavy chain 1
Exons: 78
Coding region: 1-13947 (4648 amino acids)
Biological process (GO): microtubule-based movement
Cellular component (GO): dynein complex
Molecular function (GO): minus-end-directed microtubule motor activity; ATP hydrolysis activity; dynein intermediate chain binding
Source: RefSeq, a predicted model, not a curated record